AUGUCGGCAAAAAGCCCCUGGGUCUUGUAUCUACACUCACGCCGAGUGAGUGGUUGGGGUAAUGGUGGUUGGAGUGGUGGGAGAGUGGUUGGAGUGAUGGGAAUGGUUGGAGUGGUGGGAGAGUGGUUGGAGUGGUUGGAGAAUGGUGUGAAUGGUGGGAUUGGUGGGAGUGGUGUGAAUGGUGUGUAUGGUGUGAAUGGUGGGAGUGGUGUGAGUGGUGAGAGUGGUGGGAGUGGUGGGAGUGGUGAGAGUGGUGGGAGUGGUAGGAGUGGUGAGAGUGGUGGGAGUGGUGUGAGUGGUGGGAGUGGUGGGAGUGGUGGAGUGCGAUUGGAAGGACUGUUACCACCGUAG
This is a messenger RNA of Closterium sp. Naga37s-1, 351 nucleotides long. The record is from the annotation of a GenBank genome assembly. NCBI's taxonomy places the organism in Eukaryota, Viridiplantae, Streptophyta, Zygnematophyceae, Desmidiales, Closteriaceae.